UAUAGUGAUCGAUUACAGUUACAAUAUUAAAAGUUUUUCGUCUUGUUCGACUAUUAAAUAUUUUUGCCUAAUAUAAGUUUGUCUAUCUGACUGAAGUGAUCACAUUUUCUUUAUACCUGAUACAAAGAAAAAAAUAUUUUUCAAUAAUUUGCGUCUAAAAAUAUAUGAUAGUAAAAAUAUUAAACAUUAAAGUGAAAAAAAUUAGCAUUUCAACAAUUUUAUCACUGUGCUUAUUGUUAACUUUUUUCAAAUUAUUUACUUAACAAAGCGUGGUAUUAUAAUUGCGCGCGUGUGAACCGUUCUGUACAUCGACUACAGUGGAGCGAGUUUGUUGUGCGAUUUGUGUUGUGCGGGAGGGGGCUUGUUUAAGUAGCAAGGUCGUUCUUUGUGUCAAAAAUUUACUUCUUGUUACGAUUAAUUAGUUUUCAAAACAAAAUUCAACAUUUCUACGAACAAACAUUUUUGAUCUAAUACAAAGAUCGCGGUACGUGCAUGUCGUGUGUGGGAUUUAGCUUUUGAAACAAAUCUGUUUUCUUGCAACGUUCCAAUGAGUUUGGGAGCAGGUCAAAACACAGAGGGAACAAAUGCAGGAGGGAUAUUCGUACAAUUUAACCAGGACUGCACGUCACUAGUGGCAGGUAGUAGUAGCGGCUACCACUUAUUUGCCCUUACCCCUGAUGAUGGAGUGGAGGAGAUUUAUGCAAGCCGCUCGGGGCAGGACACCUGCCUCGUGGACCGCUUGUUUAGCAGUUCUCUCGUCGCGAUUGUCACUGUAUCAGCUCCCAGGAAGUUGAUCGUGUGCCACUACAAGAAGGGCACUGAGAUAUGCAACUACAGCUACAGCAACACCAUCCUCGCGGUGAAGCUCAACCGAUCUAGGUUGAUAGUGUGCCUGGAGGAGUCGCUCCACAUCCACAACAUCCGCGACAUGAAGAUUCUGCACACGAUCCGCGACACGCCGCCCAACCCGCGCGGGCUGUGCGCGCUCUCGCCCUGCGUCGACCACUGCUACGUCGCGUACCCGGGCUCCAGCGCCGUCGGCGAGGUGCAGAUCUUCGACGCCGUGCACCUGAACGCGAAGUGCGUGAUCAGCGCGCACGACAGCCCGCUGGCGGCGCUGGCGUGGUCGAUGUGCGGGCGGCGGCUGGCCACCGCGUCCGAGCGCGGCACCGUCAUCCGCGUGUUCGCCGUGCCCGAGCGCACGCGCCUCUACGAGUUCCGGCGCGGCGUCAAGCGCUGCGUCUCCAUCGCCUGCCUCGCGUUCAGCGCGUGCGGCGCCUACCUGGCCGCCACCUCCAACACGGAGACCGUGCACGUGUUCCGGCUGCAGGAGGCGGCCGACGAGGCGCCGCCCGAGCCCGAGCCGGCCGCCGCCGAGCCGGCCGGCUGGAUGGGCUGGCUGCAGCAGGCCGUGUCGGCCGGCGCCGGCUACCUGCCCGCGCACGUGGCCGACGUGCUGGCGCAGGGCCGCGCCUUCGCCGCCGCGCGGCUGCCCGUCACCGGCUACCGCGCCGUCGCCGCGAUCACCAACACGGCGCGCGCGCCGCGGCUGCUGGUGGCGACGUCGGCGGGCGUGCUGCUGGUGUUCGCGCUGGACGCGGCCGAGGGCGGCGAGUGCACGCUGCUGCGCCAGCACCAGCUGCUCGAGCCGGCGCCCGCGCCCGCCGCCGCGCCGGCGCUGCUGCACGCAGCCGCGGCGGCCAACAACAGUUACGCGGGCGCGCUGCGAGGCCGAGACCCCACGCGGAUGACAGAUUCGGAGCGCGCGUGCGAGCUGGGCGCGGCGCUGGCGGGCGAGCCGCCGCGCGGGCCCUUCGACCUGCGCGACCCGCGCCACUUCCCGCCCAUGCGGCCCGCCGCCGCCGCCACCGCCGCCGCCGACACGCCCGCCCAGUAGUCGCCCGCGCCGCCCGCGCCGCCGCGGCAGCUCCUCGCGCCGAGACGAUCAGCGGCGACGAGUGUAUUUAAAAAAAAUUGUACUUUCCGGAAUUACUACCGGCCACUCCUAUUCGUAGCGGUGACAUUUCUCCCUCGCUCCAUCGCUGCCCAGUACUGUGAACUUUCUAUCUACGUGUUAUUCGUAGCCGCCGUUUAAGUUUCUCCUUCGGGCGCUCGUCGGGAAACGCGUCCCCGGCUACAGUAGGCAGAAGUGAUGCCGCGCGAGAAAUCCACUAGUAAGUUGAUGCAGGUUUUGGACCUAGGGGGUACGCGACCGUGCGAUCGGGGCCCGCGUCACCUACUAGGCCCGAGUAUGUUGUGUACCAUUGUUCGUGCUAGGAGAAAUCUCACCGCUCGUAACAGUAGGAACGAUUACGCUGCGCGUACCCUUUUUUCUGGUCAGUGGUCAGGCUUAAAAAAAUAAAUAGUACCACUUUUCGAGUAGUAGUAAUUCUGGAAAGUUCCCAAUAGUAGCCGACGGUCCCGCGUCGCCUUCGUGUGUAUCUUGUAGCUUCGAGUGUAGCUCGAUUUAAUGAGGCCGGGCGGCUUUGUGUGCUGACGUGGAAGGCGAAGCGGGCACCGUCGCGGCGGUGGCCGACCGAAUCGGAACCGUUCGAGGAGCUACCCAUCUCUUGUAGCGUAGUGAAAUGCGCACACUCAUGUCUUUGGUUACGUAGCGUGUGAGUCGGUACAGACCCCCGAGUCACCAGCGCGGGCAAAGUAUCCGUUAAUAUUAGUUAUUAUUACAAAUUUGUUAAUAUCAUAAAUUGUGAUAUACGUUUAGUUUCAUUUAUCAAUAAUACGUGUAAUACUUUAUUUAAAAUGUGUGACUGCUUCCAAGUUGGGAGGUGGAAUAAAAAAAAUGAUGUGUCAUAAGUUGUAUAUAAAUAUUUUUUUUAAUAAUAAAUAAUUAUAGAAAUAAAAAUUAUUACGUAUAAUCUACUUCGACUGUGGUUUUACAUGUUUAGCAAGUAAUCACUAUGUUUUUUACCUAGCGUACAAUAUUUUUACAAUAAACCGAUCUGACCAAUAAUAUUUCAUUUUAUUUGUAUAUUUUUUUUUUAUUAUUGUAAACAGUGACAGUAAUAAAUGUACCUAUAUAUCAUUUGAUAAAUAAAUUAAUCUUAUUCUAUGAAAAAAAAAACUUAUUGUAACCGCAAAGACAUGCGUUUGCGCGUUGCGGUGUCCCCGCACCGGUGUAAAUAAUGUGCAGCAAUGACGCACUUGUAAAGUAAUGUAACUGCUACGGAGGGCUCGCGCCCGACGCCGCACGACGUCGUCCGGCGCCGUCCGGUCCGGUCCGGUCCGGACCGGCGCGCGCCCUCCGUUCUAUAUGUGAUACGUGGCGAAGGGUGAAAGGUCACGCGAGAGUAGUGUGUGAAUGUGUGCGCGUAUUAUAUGAUAGCAUUGUCUCACGCCGCUGCUUUUUAUUUUAUUAUAAAGAUCUUGUGCCGAUGAUUUUUCUUCGGAUGUAUAAAUACAUAUGUACAUAUACGUUAUUGAUAUUUGACAUCGGCGGACACAAUACGCUCACUCAGUAAUAGUAAUCAAAAUAUUUGAUUGUAAACGAUAUGUGCGCUUCGAGUGUAGCCAGCGCGGGCUGUCCUGGGACAGUGUAUUUUAAUGAUCUGUUGUAGUCGUCUGUGCUGAGCUCGGAUGUCAUGUUGGUGUGUCCGUCCCGCUCGCACGCCCGCGCUUGCUCGUCUAUCGCACUCGCAUGGCUGCGCACGCUCACACUGUCGCGCUACCACGCUGUCUGUGUACAUUUGUAUCAGUAUCGGCGUCUUGUACUAAUUGUGAAUCGUUCCCGAAUUCGAAAAAGUCGCCCGUAGUCUGCGAGGCGCAGCGCGACACUGUCGCUGCGGCUUAGACACAAUAUUGUAAAUAAUUAUAAAAGUAAUAUUUUUACAAAAUGAAA
Galleria mellonella (greater wax moth) is the source of this 3856-nucleotide messenger RNA. Its product is annotated as WD repeat domain phosphoinositide-interacting protein 2. Gene Ontology annotation, molecular function: phosphatidylinositol-3,5-bisphosphate binding; protein binding; phosphatidylinositol-3-phosphate binding. Lineage: Eukaryota; Metazoa; Arthropoda; Insecta; Lepidoptera; Pyralidae. Gene Ontology annotation, biological process: protein localization to phagophore assembly site; nucleophagy; autophagy of mitochondrion. The record is from RefSeq and is a predicted model, not a curated record. Gene Ontology annotation, cellular component: phagophore assembly site membrane; cytosol; extrinsic component of membrane. The coding region runs from base 548 to 1897 and encodes 449 amino acids. The transcript has 8 exons.